Hibiscus syriacus is the source of this 1035-nucleotide messenger RNA. RefSeq lists its product as uncharacterized. Bases 1 to 1035 code for a protein of 344 amino acids. The record is from RefSeq and is a predicted model, not a curated record. The transcript has 3 exons. Lineage: Eukaryota; Viridiplantae; Streptophyta; Magnoliopsida; Malvales; Malvaceae.
AUGGAACUGCUAUGGGCGCGCGAUAGGUGGUCUAAUGGGCUCCCGGUUUUGCUCCGGGUUUCUACUGUCGUUCCUCCUCCUGGCGUCAUUGAUGAGGGGAUUGUUGAAUGGGACCGUUCGGUGGUGGGGCAGUUUAUUGGCGAUGCUCCUAACUUUGGUUCCAUGCAAAGAAUAUCAGAGAUCUUAUGGGGGAAAUCAUUGAAGGUUAAGCUUUACAAUGUUCCUUUAGAACUGUUUUCUAGAUUGGGUCUCAGUUAUAUUGCUAGUGCUGUGGGAAUUUCAUUGUACAUGGAUUCUGUUACUGCCUCCAAGGAAAGACUUGAAUUCGCCAAAGUUUGUGUUGAGGUGGAAGCUGGGGCAGUUAUCCCUGAGGUGAUUCAUGGUGCUCUUAGGGAUAAUUCUUUAGUGAAAGUUUGGUUCUAUGUCCCAUGGCUUCCUAAGUUUUGUGUGCAGUGUAAAACUUUUGGGCAUCUUGCUAGUAAUUGUGUUGAAGUGCAGAAACGACUCCCUAAGAGCAAGGAAGCUCAAGUUUGGAGGAAGAAAGUGAGCCUCAAUAACCAUGGUUCUUCUGAUAAGGAGGGGUUGAUUGGUUCUUCCUGCUCCAUUAUGCAGGAGACCAACCCUAGUGGAAAAGUAUUAGGGGUUACAUUUGGAACUGCUGAGGUGACUUCUGUUCAUGCUCUUCAGGAAAUUAAUGUUGGACCUUUACAAGAAGCUAAAGAAGCUGCUACUGAUCAAGUUCAAGGUUCUGGGAAAUAUAUGGAGGGUACUAAGAUUUUACCUGUUUGCCCUUCUCAAGACAUUGCUAAAGACACUCUGCAAGGAGGAUUGGUUGAUGUUCAAGUUCCUGUGUUAGGCGAUUUUGAUGCCACUGCUGGGUCUUCUAAGCAAAACAUCUCCUCGGAUCAGUUAGGGGAUGCUGGUUUGAACUUACCUAAAGGAAUUGGGGCAAAUCUUAGUUGUGGUGGUGAUUUUCCAUCUCUGCAGGAUUUUUUGAUCUCAAAGAAGAAGGCUAGGGGAAAGAAAAAAAGAUAA